This is a messenger RNA of Peronospora matthiolae, 1449 nucleotides long. The record is from the annotation of a GenBank genome assembly. Lineage: Eukaryota; Oomycota; Peronosporomycetes; Peronosporales; Peronosporaceae.
AUGGCCUCCGUCAGCACUACAGUCCAAGCGACCUCCGAGUCACAGCAACUUGAGCUAUCAAUUGUCGCCAUCCCGAACGCUGCGCAAUCAGUCGAGACGACCGAGUCAGAACCUUGCUUGAGCGAAAGAUCGUUGCGCGAGCAGAAGCUAGAAGAAGACGGAAACGCCAUCGUUACUAGUGGUGACUUUGCGUCAACGGAGGAGGAGAGAAUGUUUGGUAUCUCAAACGUGUUUGCAAAUGUAAAGGAACAGGCCAAGAAGGUUGGCCCAGGUAUCAGCUCAGUUCUGUCGGCAGGGGCUGAGCAUGUUGCACAAGUUUGGAAGGUUGUGCCGGCCGUCAGCUCAGCUGUUAGGGCACAGGCCGAGAGGGUUGUGGUGGCGCUCGACUCGGCAAAGACUUCGGUUGUGAAACAGUUGCAUGUCCCAUUUGGUGUGCAUGCACUGAAGAAAGCAGACUCAGAAGACGCUAAUAAAGCUGUUGAACGACUGGAAAAGUUGGUUUGGGGACCAAGUGUCGUGAAGGAGCUGGAUGGGGAUUUCGCACUCGUGAAGGAGCUCGAUGAUGUACCGGAGAACACCAUGGUGAGGCUGGAUACGAUAGAGGAAUCGCUGAAAAAGUACCGCUCGCUUCGUGAGUCAUUUCCAAAGCACUUGGAUGACUCGCUGACGGCGAAGAAAGUUCGUGGUUUUAUCUUUGCAGCAGAUGCCACGGACGCUAACAGCGGUGCUGAUCCAGACGUCUUCUACUCGAUGGUGUAUCGGGAUUGGUUGCUCAAGGACCUUGGCCUUGUUGAUGCCUCCCGAAAAGAAAUGACUGAUAAGGGCCAUGAACUACUGGAGCAACUUCUCAAGAAUCCGGUUGCGUUAAAGUUGUUCGGGCCUCUCAUGGACGAAACGAGGCAACUUGACGAGAUCUACAGUGCGCUAUCUCGACCGAAGAUCGGGUUUUCGCAAAUGGAGGAGGACGCCGCUGAGCUUCUGGUCAAGAUCCACACCUACGUGAAACUACUCGACAAAAAAACAGCCAAGAAAAAGCAGGCUGAAAUUGAUCAGUGGGUUAAGAAUCACUACAAGAUUGUGGUUGAAGGGUGGAAACUGCCAGAAAUGAAAAACCACCUGCGCAUUACCGACGAGACACGACGAGACAGCCUUGCGUUCGAGAUGCUGGUCGGCCUAAAAGUGGCCCGCAUGAAGAACGACUUGUUCAAGGAAGGCACUCCUGAAGUUGUACAAAAUAAAGCCUUUCAUGUCGUAGACGAUCUUGAAAAGGACAAGCUUGCUCAGAAGUAUCUGCCAGAAGCCGUAGGAAGCGACAAGUCGGAGCAGCAAAUUGUCCAUCUACUAGACGAAGGCAAUAUAGAGCUUGGUGAGGUGCAACACACCGAUGUCAUGGAGGCAUCGAAGUUACUGAUGCGGGUUCGAGAAUUAGUCAAGCACAUGUCGAUCUGA